Molecule: messenger RNA, 1323 nt
Organism: Colletotrichum fioriniae
Lineage: Eukaryota; Fungi; Ascomycota; Sordariomycetes; Glomerellales; Glomerellaceae
Gene: IPI3
Product: Pre-rRNA-processing protein ipi3
Biological process (GO): DNA-templated DNA replication; rRNA processing
Cellular component (GO): nuclear pre-replicative complex
Molecular function (GO): protein binding
Source: RefSeq, a predicted model, not a curated record
AUGCUAUCGGAGGAAUUCUACUCCUGUAUUUGCGGCCCGCCUAUUGCGGCAAACACGGCCGUGUCCAAAGAUAUUGGCAUCUACGCCCAUACUCUCAGCCCCAGCUACACUGUCAAGUCAACUCUCAAGAGAAGUGCUACCCCGGCCCACUGCCUGGCUGUCAGUGACUCGCAUGUCUUUGCCGCCCAGCACGAAAAGUCCCAGGUCCACGUCUACUCGAGAUCGCGGGGCAUCCAAGAAACAGUCGUUACCUUCCCAGAGCGGAUUCGGAGCUUGGCGUUGAUUGACGAUGUCUUAGCGUUAGGCACCUCUGAGGGCAGGCUGAUCUUGUGGGAGACAUGCACCGGUCGCCAGCUGGUCACACCACCUUGCCACGUCCAGGCCGUUUCGUGUCUAGCCGUCACGCCCUAUCACAUCCUCACAGGCUCCGAAGACUCUAACAUUCAUGUUUGGACAAUCUCGCGUCUGCUGGAGCUGGACGCUUCGGUGGAGAGCGAGCCAGACCGUACGCUUUCCAACCACAGGGCUGCCAUCACAUCGCUCGCUGUCAGCGGCAGUGUCAACCCGGAAACCAACAUCUGCGUCUCGUCCAGCAAAGACAAGACCUGCAUCAUCUGGAACUAUCAAACGGGCGAUGUUCUGCGUACACUACUGUUCCCCACGGCUCCGCUGUGCGUUUCCAUGGAUCCCUGCGGUCGUGCCGUCUUCGUUUCAUCUGAGGACAGGGCUCUCCACCUCGUAGAGCUCUUCGGUGAGAAGCCGCUCAUUGGUCCGAAUAGCACUGAAUCAUCGUCGACUGUCGUCCAAGUAAAUUCACCGAUUGGAGUCGCUGAUGAAGAUGCUGGCUCGGCCUUGUGCUUGGCACCAAACCAUGAUGGCACAACAAUCUUAUCCGGUCACGCAAAAGGCAAAAUCCUGCAAUGGCAACUGGCCGAAAACGGGCACCCCACAGAGUUGACAGAUCUCAAUGCCUCUGUGACGAACUUGGUGUUUCCGCCAUUGCUGCAAACACCUCGACCCACAAAAGCUGUUGCAGUUGUCAAGCCCACUCAGACCGAGCGGCAACUCACCUUCACAUCUCAACUAAACACAAGUCUCGAACAAGAGACGAGAUUCGGCAAGAUGCUCAAUGGCUUUGGCUUGCCUGAUGAUGCGCUUGAGGCCGCCAUUCUUUCGUUCCAGGAGUCUCAUGCACAACAAAGUGCCACGGAUGAAGAGGCUCAGCAGGAGACUGAAGUGUUGUGGGAUAUUAUCAACGAGCAACGGGCGCUACACAAGCUGACUAUGCAGCCGUACCACGAAGCCAAAUCAUCUCAUACCUGA